Messenger RNA from Megalobrama amblycephala (Wuchang bream), 2535 nucleotides. It is a transcript of the gene syt13, whose product is annotated as synaptotagmin XIII. Gene Ontology annotation, molecular function: clathrin binding; calcium-dependent phospholipid binding; calcium ion binding. Gene Ontology annotation, biological process: calcium-ion regulated exocytosis; regulation of dopamine secretion; regulation of calcium ion-dependent exocytosis. Bases 309 to 1571 code for a protein of 420 amino acids. The record is from RefSeq and is a predicted model, not a curated record. NCBI's taxonomy places the organism in Eukaryota, Metazoa, Chordata, Actinopteri, Cypriniformes, Xenocyprididae. The transcript is spliced from 6 exons.
ACCUCUUAUUGAGGGGGGGUUGCCAGCCAUCUAAGCCCCUCCCCUUUGAUUACCUCCCUUCUGUCUAUGUCUGCCUCUCUUUCCUCCUCUCUCUCUCCCUUUUGCUCUGUCUGCCUGGCUGAGUUGGUUUCAGACAGUGCAUCACACACGUGCCACUUUAUGUCUCUAGUAUCCCUCCACUCAUCUCCUCUCUCCUCCUCUCUCACCAUGGAGGCGCAUCUCUGAAGAGUGGAUUGUUCCUCCUGUUUUCUCCUCUUCUCUCCUUUGCACUUCAUUCGGUGUGUUUGGGUGUCUGCUUCUGGGUGGGAAUGCUCGUGUCUGCGACAGCGCUGUUGGGGGCUACGCUGGGUACCGUGUCUGGAGUGUUGACACUGUGUGGUCUCUCCCUGCUUUGUAAGAGCUGUAAGAAGGGGAAACUUGAGAGAGGGGACGAGACUGACCCAGAGAAAGCCAAACCCAGUAUCCUGCAUACUCUAACACAGUUCAGUGUGCAGAAGUGCACCGAACCCAUCCAGCCUCAAGCAUCUUUGAAAUUCCCUAAAAUCUACCGGCCCAAACCUUCUGUCACUUCUCAAGAGGUAAUAAACUACAAAGAACAUGGAGCUGCCAAUGACACGUCUGCUGCCAAGCUCGACACCUGUAACCAGGCAACCGAACGUGAGGAGGUCUUCUCUCUCCCACGGCAAGCCUCUGCAGAUGAAAUGUCCUGCACAUCUGAGCAAACUGGCGCCAUGAAGACUAGUAGCUCCAUCCUAUAUCCUAAACUGCACUUCUCAAUCAGCCUGCACAAAGAGAGUGGAGAACUACACAUCAGCAUUGUAGAAGCGGAUAAUAUAUCAGUGGAUGCAGGAUGUGAAGGUUAUAUAUCAGGGUGUGUGAGUGUCUCUGAGGAGCAGAAGCACGCUCAGACAGCGGUCCACAAGCUGGCAGCGCAUGUGCAGUGGGGAGAGGAGCUGGUGUUCACCCUCCCUGUAGAGGGCACAGAAGACACGGAUGGUCUAGAUGGAGAGGUGGCCCUCUCCCUUCACUGCUGUGAUCGAUUCUCCCAUAAUUCUACUCUGGGCAUGAUGCGCUUUAAGCUGGCUGAUGUAAGCAUGAUGUUGGAUGCUGACUGCUGGGUUGAUUUACAGCCACCCAAACAGGAAGUGGCAUCAUCAGCUGGAGAGCUACUAUUGUCACUCAGUUAUCUGCCAGCAGCCAAUAGACUUGGGGUGGUGGUAAUGAAGGCUAGAGGACUUCAGUCAGACAAACUGAAAGACAACAUAGAUCUUUCAGUAAAGUUGACCUUGAAACAUCAAAAUGCCAAACUGAAGAAGAAGCAGACGCGGCGAGUGAAGCACAAGAUGAAUCCAGUCUGGAAUGAGAUGAUGAUGUUGGAGCUGCCCAGUGAGCUACUGGCUAAAUCCAGCGUGGAUUUAGAGGUACUGAACCUGGCCAGUCCCGGGACCCUGCUCCCCCUGGGCCGCUGCAUGCUGGGGCUCCACACCUCCGGCACUGGCCUGCAGCACUGGAAACAGAUGCUAGAUAAUCCACGCAAGCAAAUUGCAAUGUGGCAUCCUCUAUACACCUAAGAAUACAGUUUAAAAUUCUCCAAACCACCACUCACGCGCAAUGAUUUGGUAAACACGUAGUUGAAUUUUUACAAUAGUACUCUAUUCCUGUACACAAAUAUGUAGUUCUCCAAUAUAAUAAAUAUUUAAGUAGAUAUAAUGAAUGAACCCAGCUGUUAUCGUUUCGUAAUAUGAAACUAAUUUCUCUGCAGGUAAACUACUUGUUACACAGUAGUUUAGAGUAUUUUAAUGUAAGCAGUGCUGCAUUUAACUUUGGUGUUGUUUGUUAAUGUGUUUAAAAUACUCAAUGCUGUUUUAAACUGGUCCGAGUUGGAGCCAUCCUGAACAUUAUGACUGAACAACCUAACCACUCAGGCAAAUGGCUCACACCAAGUUUGGCACAACAGCUGUCUCUCAUAAUUCAUCACAAUCACAACAAAUUUAAGGUGAAAACAAUCUUUGCCAGAUGAAGCCCUAAUAUGAUCCGCAGACAGCAUCAGAGUACAGAAAUCAGUCUAAUGUGGUCAGAACACUUAGAGAGAUAACAAAACAUUCAAACAUUUUUGUUUUCCUGCUAUGUAGGGUUAUGGAUCCUCUUAGUCCCACUGUCACAGCUGGAAUGAUGGAGCCAAGCUCACUAACUGUUGAUUGUGGCUAGUAUCUUUACAGCAGUAAUGCACUAAAUAUACAGGGUCUUAUUAGGGCAGCUUUACUCUACUCAAGAUGCACGCAUAGUAUAAAAAUGUAAAUGUAUCACUGUCUUCUAAUUAAAAAUAUGUAAAUAUAUAUAAAUAGCAGGAUAUCCAUACUAUAUAUAUAUAUAUAUAUAUAUAUAUCUCAGGCAACAGAUCCUGAUGUUGUAAAAUGUUGAAAUUUAGUCUCAUUAAAUGGAUUGUUCACCCAAAAAAUACUCACCCUCAAGUUGUUCCAAAUCUGAAUGAAUUUCUUUCUUCUGCUGAACAGAAAAGAAGAUAUUUUGAAGAAU